CCCGAGAACUAACCCAUGUUUUCCACGUGCAGCAUCAAUGUUUGUCCGACUAUAAAAGGAUUGCUGAACACGUGCCACUCACGUGGUCGCUGUCUGACUGAUUCAAGAAUGUCUACCGAACACGCACUGUUGGCGUUGCUUGCCUUCGUGGCUAUUGUUGACGCAGAUAUUCCGGCAGGCUAUAUCCUGAAAAUUACGCCCAAUUGUGGCGCUAACGGUGUUACGGAUGGGUCGGUGACGGUGGUGACGGAUCUGAACGCGGACGCCAAGGCCGUGUGCGCAGGAGGGUUGAGAGUUCCGUUUUCUACCAGGGAUGGUGUGAACUUUAAACUUCCGUUUUCGUAUUUCGCCAGGAGACGUGGCCGGCGCUGUGUCUUCGUCAGACGUCCCAACUCAAGGAUGUAUGCUGCUAAGGUUAUCGUGUCAUACGGGGAGCCAGGGAGCCUGUUGCAUCAGUACACGGAGGAAUACACGAUCUCAUGCUCGUUCGGGGCCAAAGGAAAUGAUGUCAGCGCCGUUCAGAGAAUAGGCAAAACGUUGAUGGCCCCGAAAGAGAUUCAAACCAACGUUGGCCGCAAAAGUGGGUCCCUUAUCUCCUUGAGGAUGCUUGAUGUCCUUGGAAACGACAUGACUGGUGUCAAGGUCAACCACGGCCGUAAGGUGUGCAUCAGUGCAUCUGUUACUGGCCCCGAGAAAGGCAUCCGCCCCGUGUCUUGCGACGCUAUCGACAGUUCUAAUGCUCGCUAUGCCAUCCUAAGAGCUGGCUGCGGAGAUGGAAUAGUGUUCAGCAAGAACAAGGGCUUCAAGACCGUCGGCAAGAAAACGACUAGCCCUGUUUUCAAGGCUUUCAGCAUCAACGUUGACAAGGCGCUCAAGUUCGAAUGCAAUUUCACCCUUUGUGCGUCUCGGUGUGACGGUAAUUCCUGUACUAACGCACGGCGUCGCCGAGGUACCAGGGAAGACGAUAAGAAGUUUGUGCUGGCAGCGACCGACUCCUUAAACUUAAACGGAGGAACUAAACUGCGCCCCGUGGGAACGGUAGAACACAUUAAACACCGGUCGCCUUGAUGACGCUCUGUACUUAACGGGUUGUGGGAGAAAUAAAUAUGAAAAAUCA
Messenger RNA from Haliotis rufescens (red abalone), 1117 nucleotides. Its product is annotated as vitelline envelope sperm lysin receptor-like. The transcript has 10 exons. The record is from RefSeq and is a predicted model, not a curated record. Bases 16 to 1068 code for a protein of 350 amino acids. NCBI's taxonomy places the organism in Eukaryota, Metazoa, Mollusca, Gastropoda, Lepetellida, Haliotidae.